AUAUCACAACAAAUUCAUCAUUUAAACAGCUAUCAUCAAACUUGUGUGAAUUGAUACUUUCCCUUCCUCCAGCAAUAUGCAAAGCAGGAAGAUCAAUGGAUAUCCACAACAGCAAUACUAUGAUGAUGAUUGCUCGUGGAUGGAAACUAAGGCUCAACAGCUACAAAGCCACGGAUAUCCACAGACACAGCAAUAUCCAGGCAUGAAACCAGGUUAUGGCAACGAAUAUGAUUACUCCAUGCCAAACCGUCAUGGCCAUGACUCUAACCACAAUAUGUAUCAUCAGGACAGCAAGCCUCAUGGCCAUGGUCAUGGAUAUGGUGGUGGCCAGAAUGAUUAUGUAUCAGAGCAUAAGUAUGAAGCUUACAAGGAGGAGCGUAUAAACGGUUCUGCCGUGACGAAGAGGGAUGAAGUUAGAUAUGAAAGGCGUGGAACAUAUGGAGGAGAUGUUCAUCAGGCCAAUCCAUAUGGGUACAGUAACAACCCACAUGGUCAUGGAACAAAGAAAGGCAAUUGGACACUAAAAGGAUUCUAAUAUGAUUACCACCUUUGAAUUCAGCCUGUAAUAAUAAAUGGUGUGCUUGCUUUGUUUUCUAUUUUCUUGCUGUAAUAAGAUCAUGCCCAUAUAAUAUAUGGUGCUUCAUAUAUAUGAUCAAUGUUAUCUGUAACUCACUAUGAAGCUAUAAUAAGACAUUUGUGGAUUUAUAUA
Molecule: messenger RNA, 709 nt
Organism: Lathyrus oleraceus (garden pea)
Lineage: Eukaryota; Viridiplantae; Streptophyta; Magnoliopsida; Fabales; Fabaceae
Exons: 1
Coding region: 77-535 (152 amino acids)
Source: RefSeq, a predicted model, not a curated record